Miniopterus natalensis is the source of this 921-nucleotide messenger RNA. NCBI's taxonomy places the organism in Eukaryota, Metazoa, Chordata, Mammalia, Chiroptera, Miniopteridae. The record is from RefSeq and is a predicted model, not a curated record.
AUGGCGUUUCGUAAACUGAAAUGCUGGCCAAUGAAGACUUUCGAAAACCGAGACAAAAAACUUCUUCUCAUCUUGAUAUGUUCUUUGCUCUAUUUAGGGGUCAUCUUGGGGAACCUUUUUAUUUUGUUUUUGGUAAUUUUUGAUUCUCAUUUACAUUCUCCUAUGUACUUCCUGCUGGCCAACCUGUCCCUCAUUGACAUGGGCCUUUCCUCUACUGCAAUUCCUAAGAUAAUCACAGAUCUUUUAAAUGAAUACAAAGUAAUCUCUUUUCAAAGUUGCAUGACACAGAUAUGUUUCAUUCACAUCAUAGGAGGAGUGGCGAUGGUUUUACUCAGAGCCAUGGCAUUUGAUAGGUGCACAGCAAUCUUUAAGCCACUUCAAUACUUGAAAAUCAUGAAUUCUAAAGUGUGUGUUUCAUUCGUAAUCACUGGCUGGGUAACUGGGGUGAUCCAUGAUGUCUCAGUUUUUUUUGUUAUAAACUUGCCUUUCUGUGGGCCUAACAAAGUUGACAGCUUUUACUGUGACUUUCCUAAGAUUAUAAAACUUGCAUGCACAGGUGGAGCCAAGCUUGAGUUUAUUGUUACUGCCAACAGUGGCUUCAUGACUAUGGCCACUUUUGUCCUGCUAAUCCUUUCCUAUUCCUUCAUUUUGGUCACCAUCUGGAAAUGUUCUUCAGGAGACUUAUCUAAGGCAUUUUUCACUUUGUCAUCUCAUAUCACUGUGGUUUUUUUGUUUUUCACUCCAUGCAUAUUUCUUUAUAUCUGGCCUUCUCCCCCACCAUCACUCGAUAAAAACCUGUUCAUUGUUGACUUUGCUAUUACACCUGUCUUGAAUCCUGCCAUCUAUACAUUAAGGAACAAAGACAUAAAGGUAGCAAUAAAAAGAUUGCACAAAAAGAUAUCUUAUUUCAGAUUUUGUUGA